Hyaloscypha bicolor E is the source of this 2571-nucleotide messenger RNA. Its product is annotated as developmental protein FluG. Gene Ontology annotation, molecular function: hydrolase activity; glutamine synthetase activity. The coding region runs from base 1 to 2571 and encodes 856 amino acids. The transcript has 2 exons. The record is from RefSeq and is a predicted model, not a curated record. Lineage: Eukaryota; Fungi; Ascomycota; Leotiomycetes; Helotiales; Hyaloscyphaceae.
AUGGACGACCUUAUCAAAGCUAUUCACACGACCCCGAUCAUCGACAAUCAUGCUCACCCACUCCUCACCCCAGCAACCCAGUCCAAAUACCCUCUCCUCUCCAUCACCACCGAAGCUCAUGGCGAUGCCAUGCGAGCCACAACUUCUUCACUCUCUCACAUCCGUGCCGUGAACCAGCUCUCAUACGUUCUAGGAUGUCCUCCGACCUGGGAAGACGUCGUGAAAGCCAUCGACAUCGAAAAAGCCAAGCCUCACCACGUGUGGCAGAGACGCUGUUUGGAAGGCAUCGAAACCAUCCUCGUUGACGACGGCCUUGAUGGAGGAGACGAAGUUUAUGACUACAGCUGGCAUGAUAAGCUUGUCCGAAGUGAAUGCAAGCGUAUCGUGAGGAUCGAGAAGUUGGCGGAAGAGAUCAUCGAUGCCUUGCUCAAGCAGCCUGAUAUUGAGCCCGAAGAUGUGUUUGGGGCCUUGCGAGACGCCUUUGAGAUUGCUAUCCAGACGGCUAUCGAUGAUCCUGAGGUUGUGGGCUUCAAAUCUGUCAUCUGUUAUCGCACAGGGCUAGAUAUCUUGCCGUUGGUGAGCUCAUCGGCAGUGAGGGAUUCGUUUGUGGAUUACAUUGCUGGUUUGCAGGAUGCGGGGGUUACAGAGUUCAAGAGAGUUGAUGGGAUGCCGCUGAAUUCUUAUUUGGUAAACAAGGCAGCGCAGCUCAUCUCAUUGAGUCCCAAGCACAAGAAGCCGUUGCAAUUUCACACCGGGUUGGGAGAUAACGAUAUCACGCUCACCAGAUCAUCGCCCUCUCAUCUUCAGGGCUUCAUCAGGAGGUAUCCGACGGUUCCAAUUGUCCUUCUUCAUGCAAGCUAUCCCUGGACCAAAGAAGCGGGUUAUCUUGCAAGCGUCUAUGAGAAUGUCUACGCUGAUAUCGGAGAGGUAUUCCCAUUCGUCAGUAGGGAGGGCCAGGAGAAGGUAGUGCGGGAGAUCCUGGAGCUUUGCCCAACGGAAAAGAUCCUGUGGAGUACGGAUGGACAUUGGUUCCCGGAGACUUAUCUUCUUGCUGUGGUUCAAGUUCGGGAAGCUUUGGAAGUGGUGCUCACCGACUAUGUCCAAAGUGAGACUUUGACAGUUGCGCAGGCUGUAAGAGCAAUCGAAGACAUUUUCUUCAAAACGUCCAACGAUCUUUACAAUCUCCAUAUCCCCUUCAAGCCUCUCGUUAAUUCAACAAUCCCUCUUCCAGUUCGAUCAGCUACGAGAACUGAUGAGGACGCACUAACUUCAUUCUUAAACGAGUACACCUCCACGAAGUUUAUUCGUCUUCAAUACCUCGAUUAUACCUCCACGCCUCGAGUUCGUAUCAUCCCUGUCAAGAAAGCCCUCAGUAUUCUCGACAACAGUCCACACCUCUCAAUUGGCAUCACAAAAGCUUCACUUGGACUCUUACAAAACGACAUCAUCAUUCCGGCAGCUAGCGCAAUAGGCGAAUACAGACUUCAAGCUGACUUGUCAUCCCUCAGACCCGGCCCAUAUGAAGGAUAUGCGUUCGUGCAAGGCGAGUUCCACGAAUCAGAUGGUUCCAUUGCAGAUCUGUGCCCAAGAUCUCUCCUUCGUAGAACCCUCGUGGAGGCCGAAUCUCAGAAUCUCGAAUUCCUGGUGGGCUUUGAAAUCGAGAUUGUGUUCAUGUCCCGCUCCGAAGAUGGUGCUCUUCAACCACUCUCCAAUUCUGGAGGCCAUGCAUGGUCGUCGAAUCGAGCCCUCCACGGAAACAAAAUGCUUGACAUGCUCCAUCAAAUCUAUGAUAGCUUGGCUGUCUCUGGCAUUUAUCUGGAACAGUGGCAUCCAGAGGCAGCGCUUGGCCAAUACGAAUUCGUUCUGCCCCCUCUUCCGCCACUACAGGCCGCUGAUGCUCUUCUCCAUGCCAGAGAAAUUGUCAACACCGUGGUUGCAGGCUACUCAAUGCGAGCAACUUUAUACCCCAAGCCAUUCUCCGAUAUGGCCGGCACCGCAUCCCACAUCCAUAUCUCAAUCUCAUCGCCAGAUGGAGACAAGAAAGGGGUCUAUGAAUCGUUCUAUGCAGGGAUAUUGAAGCAUCUUCAAGCCAUCAUUGCAUUCACCUACUCCUCCCCCUCAAGCUACGACCGAAUGGCAGAUAGUUGCUGGGCUGGAGGACGAUGGGUGGCAUGGGGAACGCAGAAUCGUGAAACUGCCUUGCGCAAAAUCGAAGACUCGCACUUUGAGAUCAAAGUGGUUGAUGGGCUUGCCAAUGUCUAUUUCGCCUUGGCGGCUAUCAUUGCAGCCGGAACACAAGGUGUGAAGGAUAAGCUAGACCUGAUAUUGGGAGAUUGCCUGAAAGAUCCAGCUCAGCUGAGUGAUGACGAGAAGAAGACCCUUGGGGUCAAAGAUAUGCUGCCAAAGGAUCUCGAGUCAGCAUUGCAAGCUUUGGAGGAGGAUGGAGAGCUGACCAAGUUGAUGGGCAAGGAUCUUGUGGUGAGGUACAUCAAGGUCAAGAAAGCAGAGAUCGACUUGUUGAAUGGGAUGCGUGCUCCUGACAGGAAACAUUGGAUCAUGGAGAGGUAUUAG